Molecule: messenger RNA, 1473 nt
Organism: Bursaphelenchus okinawaensis
Lineage: Eukaryota; Metazoa; Nematoda; Chromadorea; Rhabditida; Aphelenchoididae
Source: the annotation of a GenBank genome assembly
AUGCACAAGCUCACUGUUGGGGCUUUGUUGGCCCUCACGGCUUUGACAGUCGCCGAAGUUUACUUGAAGGAAGAGUUCGGUAAGUGUUUUGAUUAAUAUUUCCGCGUUUUAGUUUGUCAUAAGUGAAAGUGCGAAAUUUGCUGCAAAACAAAACUAUUAGGGUGCUGAUUAUGAUAAGUCAACUGUUUUUGCAACGGUUUUGUUAUUAUCAAUUCUUAAAUAUUCCUAAACAAGUAAAAUAACAUCAAGUUUUGCAGGAGAUGGAUGGGAAGACAGAUGGGUCCAAUCCAAGCACAAGGAUGACUUCGGUAAAUUCGUAGCCUCUGCCGGAAAGUGGUACGGUGACGAGAAACGUGACACUGGUAUCAAGACUUCUCAAGAUGCUCGUUUCUACGCUAUCUCUACCAAGUUCAACAAGUUCACCAACAAGGGCAAACAAUUGGUCGUCCAAUUCACCGUCAAGCACGAACAGAACAUUGACUGUGGAGGUGGCUACGUCAAGAUCUCUCCAUCCGACGUCAACCAAGAAGAUUACCACGGUGAAUCCGACUACGUGAUCAUGUUCGGUCCCGAUAUUUGCGGUCCAUCAAACAAGAAGGUCCACGUCAUCUUGAACUACAACGGAAAGAACCACCUGAUCAAGAAGAACAUCUCCCCCAAGGACGACGACCUCACUCACUUGUACACUUUGGUUUUGAACUCCGACAACACCUACGAAGUUCACAUCGAUGGAGCCAAGGUUGAGAGCGGAGAACUCGAAGCCGACUGGGACUUCUUGCCGGAGAAGAAGAUCAAGGACCCCGACGCCAAGAAGCCAGAAGACUGGGACGACAACGAAUACAUCACCGAUCCAGAAGACAAGAAGCCAGAAGACUGGGACAAACCACAACACAUUCCAGACCCAGAGGCCAAGAAGCCAGAAGAUUGGGACGAUGAGAUGGACGGAGAAUGGGAACCACCAAUGAUUGACAACCCUGAAUACAAGGGAGAGUGGAAGCCAAAAGAGAUCAAAAACCCCAACUACUCUGUAAGUUUAUAUCUACAUUAUUUUGUGUUAUUUAAUAUCUAAUUUAAUUGAUUUUAUAAUUUAUUGACGGUUGGUUAAUGUUUCUUUCAUUUUAGGGCAAGUGGAUCCACCCUGAAAUUGACAACCCAGAAUACAAGCCUGACGAUGAGAUCUACAAGUUCGACGACAUCUCCAUCGCCGCCUUCGACCUCUGGCAAGUCAAGUCGGGUACUAUCUUCGACAACCUCCUCAUCACCGACUCGAUUGAAGAGGCCCAGUCUCACGCUGCCGAAACCUUCGAGCCAUUGAGAGAUGCCGAGAAGAAGCAGAAGGAAGAAUUCGAAGAAGAAGAGAAGAAGCGAUUGGAAGAAGAACGCAAGAGGGAAGAGGAGAAGGCCAAGGACGCCAAGAAGGACGAGAAGGAAGACGACGAUGAGGAAGAGGAGAAGGAACACGACGAACUCUAA